CCCGCCCCCUCAGGGAGGGCCGGCGGCGGCGGGAAAGGCGGAGCCGCGCGUCAUGGCCGCCAGCCGCCUCCCGCCUGGCGCCCUCAGCCUGAAGCAGUUCCUGAGGCGGCAGCAGGUCCUGCAGCUGUACCGGAGCAUCCUGAGGGCCAUCCGGGAGGUGCCCGCCGAGGCAGACCGCCGGUAUUUACGGGACUGGGCCAGGGAGGAGUUCAGGAGGAAUAAAAACGCCACAGAAGAGGAUGCAAUCAGGAUGAUGAUUACUCAAGGCAACAUGCAACUUCAGGAACUUCAGAGAGCACUCAAGCUGGCAAAAUCCUGACCUUCACUUUGUUGACAGCUGGACUGUCAUCUACAGUGAACAAAAAAUAGUACUUUUUUCCUGGAAUGUGGUUGUAAUAGUGGCCUUUGCUGACAAUCUGGUAAUGUAUGAAGGUAGAAUCUACUACAGGGGGGUUUUUUGUUUGGUUUUUUUUCCCCCCUUUCUCUUCUCAGUUUGGUUACCCUCCUGUGUGGAAAUUACUCAGACAGAAAGGACUUUGAAGAACCGAGUGGAUGAUGUAGCACAUGCUGUGGGAAAGGCAGAAAGCACCAAAACUGACAACAGCAGAUUCAAGACAUUAUUUUGUCUGUUUUCUGUUGUGGCACCUCUCAAGUGGUAACAUUCAUAGUGGUAACAGCUCUUUCUCUACUGUGCCGGGAAUUUUCACCAAUUUUUGGGGUUUAAAAAAAAGCCUUUGGGAUAAAUAAAUGCGCCCAAAACAAAUAAACAUCAUAAAACAUGAUUUAUAUCUCAA
Messenger RNA from Calidris pugnax (ruff), 794 nucleotides. RefSeq names its product LYR motif containing 2 (gene LYRM2). Gene Ontology annotation, cellular component: mitochondrion. The transcript has 3 exons. NCBI's taxonomy places the organism in Eukaryota, Metazoa, Chordata, Aves, Charadriiformes, Scolopacidae. The record is from RefSeq and is a predicted model, not a curated record. Bases 53 to 319 code for a protein of 88 amino acids.